CAUUGGUGAUAUUUUUAUACAUAUUUGCAGAAACAAGAUGGUGAGGGUAAUAUCUCAAGAAACGUUCGAUGCUGCAGUUUUAGAAAAUGUGGUAGAAUUUGACAUGACAUUAGAAGAAGCAAUUAGAGAGGCUGAAAGUGAAUUUUCUGCUAUGGAUGUUCGAACGGAUGUAGUAAAAAACCUCACCCUUAGUGAAGAUAAAAAAAGAAUUGUGCAUGCUGUUGUAAAAGCAUUAGAAGAAAUUCGCUCAGAACUAGAGUUACUAUCGUCUGGAAGCAAACUUCAAGAGCAUCUAGCCACUGUUAGAGCUCAGUGCAAACUUUCAGUGGCUCACAGAAUCCUUGCUAACCAGCAUAAUGGAUAUGAUACACUACUGUCUCUUAUGAAGAAAGUCCAGGAUGACCCAGAACUGUUAGAGCAGACCUUAAGGGCGAUGGUUGCUUUGACAGAAACAAAUCCUGAUAUUUUGACUCCAGAAGGAACAGAGUUGAUGCUUCAGCUCAUCAAUGACUGGAAAUCAAGAACAAAUGAGCCUGCUGUUGCAGAGUAUUUGGCUCGUUGGUCAACUGAAUGUUGCUUGAAACAUGAAGACAACCGUCAGAAUAUGGUAGCAGCUGGCUCACUGGAGUCUCUUACGGCAUUACUUCAAGCACAAAAAUCAUGUUCUAAGGUAGUGAGAGCAGCUUCUAAAGCUUUAAGAGCAUUUACUCUGGAUGAUGACAUCCGACAAGAGUUUAGCAAAGCUCAUGAACAUGCCAGGCUAUUAGUUGAAGAUCAUGACCUUAUUACAGUCUGCCUAGAAAUUUUAAAAGAUUAUCUGAAUGAAAGUGACACAGCAAGCGAGUUGUUAUCUACUGUAAGUAAGCUAUGUGUGAGAGCAGAAUACUGUCAACUUGCUGUCGACAAAGGCGCUUUGGUUGUUAUCAAUGAUGUUUUGGUGUCCUUCCCUGACCAUGCGGUACUUAACAAACAGGCAAUGUUCCUGUUGAAAAAUAUGGUUGGCAAUGAUAAAGUAAAGGUUGAGGCUAUGCAGACUGGUGCACCCUUACUAAUCAUAGCAGCACUUGAUAAACAUCAGACUGUUCCUGGAUUGUGUGAAGCUGGGAUCAGUGCUUUGUCUAUGCUUGCUCUGAGAGUUCCUGCCCAUGCCAAGUCAUUAGUGCAGACUGGUGCUGCAGAUGCUAUAAUACAAGCAAUGAAAAUUCACACAAAGGAAAAGCAGCUGCAGAAACUUGGUUGUAUGGCCAUCCGUAACAUGGUUGCCCGUGUUCCAGAGAACCAGCAGCCCUUUUUAGAAAUAGGUGCAGAGAAUCUAAUAAAACAGGCCAUUGAAAUACAUGGCCAGUCCAUGAAAGAUGUUGCUCAAGCUGCUCUUAGAGACUUGGGUGCUGAUGUAAAGUUGCAAGAGCAAUGGAAGGGUACAGGCCAUGAGAUUCACCGAUAGAGGAUUGUAACAAACUGUUUUGGCAAAAUUUCUUUUAUUUGUUCCAUCACCUGGUGACAAGCAUAAACUUAGAUGACCAAUGAUUGCAAGAGGUUGCAUGUCAAUUAAUAUCUUUAGAAAGCAAAACCAAAAAUUUGUAACAGGCAUUUGCUGGAUCAGUGAAUUUAUUUUUUCUUAUCAAUUGAAAGAUACUGUAAAGGACCUCAACAUUACCCAAACUCUAAAUAUAUUAGUUUUUUAGUGAGUGAUGUUUAAAUAAAUCAACUACAGUAAUCCAUGUCAGUCCUCAAUAGUCAAGGUUAUGCCUUGAUGUGCAUGUUUCAGUUUAAAGUAGUGUUGUAAAAAAUAUUUUCCUCAGUACAAUAUAUAGGCUUAUUAUUUGUGUAAGUAGUUUAAAAUGCCAAAAGUUGAAUUUGAAUUCAGGGAAUUUUGAUGAAUUACUGUUCAGGUGUCCUGCCAAAAUUAAUUUACUUUGGUGAAUUUUGUGAUGGAAUCACCAAUCUGAGAACUGAUCAUUAUAUGACUUUUGGAAAACAUUGUUUGUACUAGAUGUAACAAUUUAAUGAAUUUGUUUCAUAAUUUAGUAGAAUCACAUUGUUUUUAUAAAGUUAAACUUUACAUGACAUUUAUCUGGUUAAUUCUUUUAUGCUAUAAAUAUUUAUAGUAUAUCAUUUACAGUAUUUACUCUGUACAUGAUGUUUAUACGAUUAAUUUUUUUAUUUGAUACAUAUAUUUCUCAUUUACAGUAAUACUAUUAAAAGCAGUAAAUUCUUGGGCCUUGUAAGCUAAUUCAUUAAAGUUCAAGUCUUACAUAUUGAACUCUCUUAGUAUUGGUGUAAAUGAAUUUUUGGGAAAAUAUUGAGGAAAGCGUAUUCCUUGCAGUUGAUGGUUAUCUGCUUUAUAUGAUUGCAACUAAUAUUUGCCUGAAGUUUAAAACUGUGCUGGGGAAUGUGCUUUUUAUGGUAACUUGAAGCUAUUGGGUCCUGUCAAAUAAAGAUGUAUUUCAGAUGAGUUUUUCCACCCACAUUGUUUUCAUUACAUUUCCACAAUAGUUAUAUUUUGUAGACUGUAGUAGUAGAUAAGACACAAAAAAGGUAGCAUUUACUAUCCAAGAUAUAUCUUUUCCAAAACUUUACUUUGGUUGUGUGGAAAUACACACAUUACACCUUUAAACACAGACUGACUGAUUUAUAACAAAGUAGUGUCACAACAUUACUGUACACGCUGAAAGCAGCAUUUACUUAUUUUGCUAAUUUUAUACUUUUCUGGUAUAGUUUCUCAUAAUAGGAAGAUUAUUAUAUAGUAAACAUAUAUAGCUUUACUUAAUGUACUGUAACAGUAUUUAACUAAUUCUUAGUAAAGAAUAAAUUUUCACUAAUUUUUAA
Messenger RNA from Macrobrachium nipponense, 2829 nucleotides. Its product is annotated as armadillo repeat-containing protein 6-like. The coding region runs from base 38 to 1444 and encodes 468 amino acids. Gene Ontology annotation, biological process: hematopoietic progenitor cell differentiation. The transcript is spliced from 9 exons. The record is from RefSeq and is a predicted model, not a curated record. Lineage: Eukaryota; Metazoa; Arthropoda; Malacostraca; Decapoda; Palaemonidae. Gene Ontology annotation, molecular function: protein binding.